Messenger RNA from Pleurotus ostreatus (oyster mushroom), 2286 nucleotides. RefSeq lists its product as uncharacterized. The transcript is spliced from 3 exons. Bases 1 to 2286 code for a protein of 761 amino acids. The record is from RefSeq and is a predicted model, not a curated record. Lineage: Eukaryota; Fungi; Basidiomycota; Agaricomycetes; Agaricales; Pleurotaceae.
AUGCCCGUCCUCACCACCACCUCCGCCACCGCGAACGGACCCCGCACGCCCCGCACACCGCUCACGCCGCCGCCCUCCUACGCCCUCUCCACGCACGCCGCCGCCCAAUAUCACUACCCCGUCUAUGCGUCCCACCCGCCGUUCAAUUUCACCCCCUUCCUCCCAUCCACCGCCUCUUCCUCUGCCUCUCCUUCUCCUUCUUCCUCGAUCUCUAAUCGUAAUCGCUCCGCGUCUACCAAUGCCCCCGCGCGUUCCCCUUCGCCGUCCUCGAAUACGACGGCGAAUACGGCGAAUGGAUCGACGACGACGACCAAUACGAAUGCGAAUACGCCGUCGACCCGCCCAACCCGCCCGAAACUGACCCUCCGCCUCGACUCCAUCCCAGAAUACGCCCCCCUCUCCAUCGUCAAGCCAUACACCCCCUCGUCCUCCCAUUCCACCCACCCUUAUAAUCACAUCAACAAUAAUAAUAAUAACAAUAAUAAUACUAACAACAACCCAUCUUCCUAUAAUCCCUAUAAUCCCUACCCCUCGCACCCCUCGCACCCCUCGCACUCCUCGAGCUUCGCGAACAACACGAGUGCGAAUGCGAAUGCGAGCGGCGGCUACCCGUCGUUCACGCUGAACCUGGGCGUCGAGGAGAGUCCGCUCGGCGCGCUCACCCCGCUCACCCCGCUGACGCCGCGCACGCCCGGCGGGCGGUGGUUUGAGCCCGUUCUAGGACAGGGGCAGGGGCAAGGGCAGGGGCAGGGGGAGGAGCGUGAUGAUGAGGAUGAGGAUGAUGAGGAUGGUGGUGGUGGUGGUGUUGGUGUUGGGAAUGGGGACGGGAAUGGGAAUGGGAAUGGGAAUAAAGGGAAAGGGAAACAGCAGGAAGAUUACGUUGGCGAAGACAGGGAAUACGUAGACGGUGACUGUGGGAUAUGUUUCGAAGAAGCGGUCCGCCCGACGCUCACGCCGUGCUGCGCGCGCGUCUUCUGCGCCGAGCAUCUGCAUGCGUGGCUCCGAGGGACCGAAUCCGACGGACGGUGUCCCGCGUGUAAAACGCGGCUCGAUGGCUCCCUUUCCUCCUACUCCCUUUCCUCCUCCCAAUCACCAUACUCCCUUUCGUCCCAAUCACCGUAUUACUCCCCAUCUCGAUAUCUAUCCCUUUCAGAUAAUGUUGACGACGAUGAGGGGGGUGGGGGUGGGCGUCUGUUAGAGGACGGUGAUGGUGGGGUGUUAGAUGGGGGAGAUGGGGGAAAUGGGGGCAGGGGACGCGGUGUGGAGACGACGUCGGCGUGGAAGUGGCUCGCGUCGUGGCUCGUGCCCGAACCCUCUACCUCAUCUUCUGCCUCUUCCUCUACCUCUCCUAUCCUACCCCCUGCACACCAACUGCAACACCAACACUCGCAACCACCACCGUGGUCGUCCUCGUCGUCCUCGGCGGCGGCGGCGGCGGCGGCGCAGCACCCACAGAACCCACAGGACCCGCACUCACCACACCCGUCGUACUCAUCGUACGCGUCGGGGACCCCGAUUACGCCGGGCACGCCGCCUGCGACGCAGGGCUUCAUCCCUAUGGCUUCGCAACACCACGGUACGCAGGCGCGAGAUCAGGUUCAGAAUCAGAAUCGAAGUCAGAAUCAAGUUCAGAAUCGAAGUCAAAAUCAAAACCAAAAUCGAAGUCAAAACCAAAAUCAACACCAACACCAGCAGCAAGGCUCGGCGGGGAGGGGGAGGAGCGCGCACCCGCACCCGCUUUCGGAGCACGUCGAGCGGGCCCGAGCUGCCCGAGCUGCUGAAGGUGAGGGCGAAGGCCGGGGUGGGGGUGGGGGCGGUAAAGGUGAUUGUUUUGGAAAGGAAGAUAGAGAGGAUAGAGAGAGUGGGGGCGGGAGCAGCUCAACGUCAACAUCGACCUCGACCUCGCGCUCGAACUCGUCGCCCGAGAUCGCCGGGGAGGGGGAGGGGGAGGGGUCGUCGACGUGUACGACGCCCCCGCUCCCCGCGCUCCCCUCUAUAAAAGAAAAAUUUGCGUCCUCGUCCGCGUUCGCUUCUGUACGCCACAGCGAUGCGAGCGCGGGCGCGGGGGAUGCGGUGGAUGUGGUGGGUGCAAAAUCUGCUGGUGGAGGUGGAGAUGUAGGAGGACUCGGCGAUGUGGAGGGAGACGUUAGGGGUGCCGGAGACGUGGGGUUAGAGGUGAAAACGCAAACCCAAACGAGGGUAGAAGACGUCGAUUUGGUGGGCACGCUCUCGCGGUUCCUGAGUCUCGUGGGUUUGCUGGGGCUGUUCUAUGUCCUGCUGUCGUAG